CACGCUUAAUACGAAAACUUACAGACUUAAGAAUGUAAGGUUCGUAAUCGUUUGAUCAAUUUUAUAGGUAUUGGAUUUAGUAUGAUGUACUUACCGUCAAUCGUAAUGAUCGGUAUAUACUUCGAAAGACGACGUGCCUUGGCCAUGGGACUGGCUGUUUGUGGAGCAGGAGUGGGCAACUUUGUAUUUGCUCCUCUUGGCAAAUUUCUUUUGGAAGAAUACGGCUGGCGUGGAACAAUGUGGGUUAUUUCUGCUAUCAUGCUAAACUGUAUUAUUGCCUCCUCUACCUACAGACCACUGGGAACUGAGCAAAACAUCAGACAACCUUAUCAAACUAAUAGUCGCCAAUACGAUAAAGAAGCUGAAAGGAAUUCCGAUAUGUGCUUUCAACACGUAUUGUCUUCAAUCAAAGACAUGUUUGACUUUUCGCUUUUUCAAAGUCCAACUAUGCUGAUUUAUGCGACAUCGUGUUUUGUCGCUAUGCUUGGUAUGUAUAUGUAUCAGUACGAACAGACACGUUUUUUUAAUCUUAAACUCCAGUAUCUAAUUGACCCCCUCCUCCCAAUUUAAGUCAAAGCACUUUUAUAACACAGAUCGAGAGAUGGAUAAGGGGGUAAAAAUGUAAUGUUUAUGAAUACAAACCUACGGUUACUAUGAUUCCGUGUUAACUAGACAAAGAUCAUUAACAGCAUGCAGUAACAUAUAUGCACCUGAUAAUUAUGACAUGUAAAGAAAGAAUGUCAAUGUUUUAAAAUAACUGUACUACUCUUUAUAAAACUGUUCCUUAUAUAAUUAUUUACGAUUUGUUGCAGGAUUUUACAUUCCGUUUAAUUUUCUGCCUGUUUUCGCUAGCGAUCUCAAUAUGUCUGCCAAUCAGGGUACAUUCCUGAUUUCAUUGAUCGGUAUAUCUAACACUGUUACACGUGUUCUGGUUGGCUACGUGACGGACAAACCAUGGGCUAACACUCUGAUAAUCAUCAAUUCUGCCCAGUUGAUAGGUGGAGUAUUUACUUGUUUUGUACCAUUCUACACUAGUUUUGUUGCCCUUGCAAUCUACGCAGUCUUGUUUGGAGCAGUUAUUGCGGUGUUUGCCUGUCUGAGAAGCAUACUUAUUGCCGAGCUAUUUGGGGUUCACAAACUCAGCAGUUCAUAUGGCAUUCUGGGCCUAAGCAUGGGAUUAUCUACAUUUGUUGGGUCUCCCAUUGCAGGAGCAUUGUCUGACAUGAGUGGAAAUUAUAGCCAAGCAUUUUACUUUAGCGGUGUCUCUCUUGUACUGGGGGGUUUAAUUUGCCUUCCACUCAGACGAAUUUCAGAGUGGGAGAAUAAUAGAAGGAUCGACAUCAACUUAUCUGAUAAAUAUGGUGAUGAUCCAGAAGAGGACACAAAAACUGAAGAUCUAUUAUCUACAAAAAGGAGGUCAUCUGUAAACACCAUACAGGAAGACUGAUAUUUACUGGUCACAUGAGGGGUAUGUUGUCGUAGUCGAUGGUGAAUGUUAUUCGUUGUCCGUCAUCCAUUGUUCUUGAAAUUGAAGAUUUCAGUGUGAUACUGGAAAGUGGUGAUGCAAAGUGGAGGAUUAAUAAUCAAAUAAAUGCAUAAUUACAAGCUGGAUGUUAUAAUGUAUACAAACUUGAUCUUCGAUGUUCGUGGCAAGGUAAUGUCCUUCCUGCAUGCGCGAGUUUCAAACCUGGUAUCAUCGUUGACGUGAUGGGAGUGAAUUGUCGACAUGACGUCAUUCCAUCCAUCGUUGCAGUGACGUCAUUCAACUGUUGUGAAUAUAUAGGUAUUGUAAUAUGUGAUUAUAUUUUGUUUCCAUAUGCGCACUCCACUUCAGUAUUCAAUGUUGUGUUACAUUAAUCACUUCAUCAUAAAAAUGGCGUCAUGUUCAUUGAACGCAAACCAAUCCCAAUUGAUGUGUAAUUCAUAUACAAAUGUAUACAAAACAAAAUAUUGUUUCUGGUUGAACAAUAUGAUGUAAUUCCAUAUCAAGAGAAGCUGUGACCAGCCGACAAGGUAUUUAAAAAUUCAACAGAAAUUCCUACAGAAUCCUAAGUACAAUAUAAAACAUUUUCAACUAGAACUGUAAGCUGAUGGAUAAAUAACACCCUUUUCGCGUCAUUUGUAUAUACUUGUAUGACUUAUAGAUACAAUAUGCUCAAAGAAAGAUUUCAUUUUUUUUUUUUUUUUUUUUUUUGUAAAUAUGAAGAAAACCUAUUGCUUGCCCAAAAAUGUGAUUGCUACCUUCGCAGUUUUCUUUUCACAAAUGCGAUCUUUACAGUUUGAGAAACAAUCAUAAUCACACAUUCUGCCAUACAUUGUUGGGCUGCAAUCUGAUAUGAACAUUUAGAUUAGAUAAGUCCACGAUGUGACAUUGAAACAUAUCUCAUCGAGUUGACCAGAGGAGGAAUAUUCAAAUUUGAAGCGUAGGAAGACAUUGUUUCGUUUCUGUUUCGACUUGUUUUACACAAUAUAAUAUUAAUGGAAUAUGGUAGAAUUAACUCAAAUAUAACGAUGAAAUGAGAAUAUGUUUGAAGUAUCUCACCUGAAUCGAAUAAAAAGACGAUGUUAAUGUGGAACUAUUUUUUGUUUAUUCUUGUAUUUGACAACCUUUCCCGCCAAACUGGAAACAGCGAUUCAAUUAAUUGUCUGAUUAAUUUAUCUGCCUUCAAUGGCAUCAUAUCUCUAAAUAUAAUAUAUUUAACAUGUUUAUCAUAAUAAUGUAUUAAAUAGAAUAUGCGCCAACAUGUAUCAUGUACAUACUGGUACUGACACAGUUGGGACAUGGAUUAAGAUUUUGAAUUAUGAUUUUCAUUAUUACCUAAUUUUUCUGGUUUAAACUUUGUAUUAAACAUACCAUAUCCAUGCUCUUUUGACUUACCGUCACCUGUAUAUAUUUUGCUAUU
Pecten maximus is the source of this 2903-nucleotide messenger RNA. RefSeq names its product monocarboxylate transporter 9-like. Gene Ontology annotation, molecular function: transmembrane transporter activity. The record is from RefSeq and is a predicted model, not a curated record. The coding region runs from base 863 to 1447 and encodes 194 amino acids. Gene Ontology annotation, biological process: transmembrane transport. Lineage: Eukaryota; Metazoa; Mollusca; Bivalvia; Pectinida; Pectinidae. The transcript has 4 exons.